CGAGUUUACACUAAUUCACUUUGCCAUUAUCCCACAUUUUGGAAAUUUACUAAUGCUAACCAGUGGCGUUAUGGUUGGUGGAGGAAAUCAGCGUCACCGCGUAGGAGUUUUGCCAGGUCUUCCUGGUACUGCAUCUAGUUCGGCAAAUUAUGGUGGGGAGGGACUUCGGUCUCCAUUACCGCAGCUCGAAGCAAACCAUAAUAAUCAACUCGUACCUCUUAACUCUAAAAAUUUGACAACAUGGAAUGGAUCAGCGGUAUCAGAAUUUAGAUCAAGCGGCAAAGAUGGAUUUACAAUGUCUGAACUGAGAAAUGUCGUCAAUAAAAUUUCCGUUAUAGAGGAAGCAAACAAAGCAAUAUUAGAAGAAGUUUAUAGGCUGCAAACUUCUGUCCGGGCGACUCAAUUGGAAAAGAAAGGAGAUAAAACAGAAGAGAGAAAGAUGCAACACGAAUUAAUGCAGACUAUAAGAGCAAGCAAUGACGUCGUCAGUGAGCUGACGUCACGAAUGAGACGAGCGGAAGAAAAAUUACACAUUGACAAAGAAACAAGAAAAAAUAUGCUAGCACAAACAAAACAAUUCGAGCAGGCCCUACUGAAUACACAACAAGAAUCCACUUCACAGAGAGAGAAGCAAAAAGCACAAAUUGGCGAAUUACGUCAUCAUUAUGAUGACUUAAACAGAAAAUACGACAGAAGUGAAAGAACUUCAUCUACUUUGGUUGAUGAAUUCAGACAAAUGAAAACGAAAUUAGAAAUACAGGCAAUGGAUUUUACACAUUUACAAACUGAAUUGCGACAGCGAUCAAAACGAUUGGAAGAAGACACGAAACAAGCCAUGUUGGAAGCUCGAUUUCAAAAAGACAACAACAGUCAAGCAGAGCAAAAUAGCCUUCAAACAAGACAAUUCUUCGAAGUACGUAUCAACGAGCUUCGUGACGUCAUUGCUGAAUUGCGAAAUCGAGUUGGAAGAGCCGAAGCAGAAGCUCACUCUAGUUCACAACAUACAAGCGCCAAACUGAACGAACUUCAAUCUUCCAUAAACGACCAAUCACAUAAAAGACAAGAAGAUAUUCAAGCAUUGGAAAGAAAUAGGCAAGAACAAGGGCAUGUCGAGGAAAACGAAAGAAUGAAACUACAAGGAAGAAUAAAGGAAGCUGUUGAAGAAAUGAGUGACAAAUUACUGAGUAAAGAAGUUAGAUUGAGGGAAGAAGCAUUGCAAAAAUUUAUUGAGGUGGAAAGACAAGUACAAAGAGAAGAAGGUUUAAGAAUUCAAUUUGAAAAACAACUACGAGAAGAUAAUGACACAAAGUGGAAUCUCCAACAAAAACUUAUGCAUGAUGAGCUAAAAGCCAUGAAAGAAUCUCGUAGAUCAGAACGAACUAAACACGAGGCAAAUAUGAAGCGAUCUGAAGAAUUGAUUCAUAUGCUGGAUAGAAAACUGCAAAGAGAAAAGAAAGCACUGGAGAAAGUACUGCUUGCAGAAAUACAAAAGAGAGAAGGCCAAUCAACAAACACAUUAUCUCAGAUAGACUCUCUUCAAGAACAAUUGAGAGUUGCUCUAUCGUCUUUGCAACAAGCUAUUGGUGGAGUACAAUUCCAAGUUUCACGUGAUAGAGAACAAUUUUCAAAUGAGAUUAAAACACAAUUAUCAGAAGAACAUCUAAGAGUCAGUAGAGCCGUAUCAGACGCUGAUUCUAGGUUAACGGCACUUUCUGCUAGAAUCACUCAGCAGGAUGAGACCUAUGACGUGAAGAUCAACGAGAUGGCAAGUUCAUUACGAGAUAAACAAACUGAACUUUUGCACGAUUUUCAAGAAUGGAGAGAAAAUACAAAUAAAGAUGUUGCAAAUAUACAAGAAAUACUGAAAGAAUUGCCACAAGAAAUCAAAGAAACGCAGGAAAGGGUGAAUAGGUUGAAAGACGAUGCUGAGACCCGAGUAGAAAUUGAGAACGAGGCCAGAAGAGUAGAUGCGGAAGCGACCGAAAGUAAAAUAAGAAUGCUUGCACAGCGUGCAGAUACGACUGAAGCUAUAACAAAAGAGGAUCACAAUAGAGUAGACGACUUACAGCAGCAACUUGCCACCGCACAAGGAACUCUAAAUCAGCUCACACGCACGAUAACUGACGUCCGGACAUCACACAACGUCAGGUUAAAUUCUGAAACUAAAAUGAGGUUAGAAGAAGCGAGUGGUAUAAAGAAGGAGUUGGCAAGACUUAGAAUGGAAAUUCAACCCUUGCUUUGGAAAGAAGCGGCUGGCUCGAGGCUAUUUGUCAAGAGAGGCAAAUCGAUUCUCAAUGAAUGGGGUAUUUAUCAGUGUGCAAGAUGGUACGACAUUAAAAUGAGGUGGCUGCGUAUAUUACAACGUGCUAGAAGACGAAAAAGACAAGAGAGAAUUGCAAAUGAGCACGUCAGAACUCCAUCACCUGGUCUUGAUGAGGAUUAUGCUUACGACUUACCGCACCCAAGUGCAGAACCAGGUCGAGAAGCAUGGAAAUCUCAACGUACAACUCCUGCUAGUUUUGACGAAAUGCAGGCGGGGUCGCGCCAGAGUAAUCUCGAACCAUCUCAAUUCGACGACAAUGAUGAAGGAUUCGGUUUACAUGGAGAUACCGCUAGAGCUCCAUCUGAUGUAUACGGUGGGGAACAAAGCCCAGCUUCUGUAAGACUCGGCGAUGAAGAUGACGAGGACGAAUCCGCAGAUCCGACAGCUUGGUUUAACCAGGAUAAAGUUCCUACGGAGCUAGAUAAUCAACAACACCAGGGAAAACCAAUAGAUCUUACGCAACGAAUCGAUACUCCUCGCCGUCCGUCGGUACCUGGCAGUGCCACGCGGAAUGUUACGCCUGAAAAGUCCGCCACAGGUUCUCGACAGAGUCUGCAACAUCCUAAUUCAAGGCGGGCACCAUCGCAAGCCUCAAAUCCCCAACAACCUGUAUCUCGUGCGAGCAAACCACCUUCAAGAUCUCAAGUCACACCUCGAGCACCUUCCAAUACCAGCAAUCCUAGAAACAGUCAGGCUCAGUCACGACGACAAAGCAGACAAAGCCAGCAAAAUAACGAAAAUAGUCAGGCUCAGUCAAGACGGCAGAGCAGACAAAGCCAGCGAAAUAACGAAGAUGAGCAAAAUAAUGCAAAUGAUGGAAAUAACACAGUGCAGAACAACUGAAUAGCGCGGCCAAUGUUGAAGAUCUUGCAGGAAAUUAACUUGUUUUCAACAACGUCACAAUCGGAAUAAAAUGAAACCGUUUUUGUAACUCGAAUGUUAUGGCUUCAAUUAUCUUGUGCUGGUCAGUUAUUGACUUUGAAUUGAUAUACUAUAUUGCUUCACUUGGAAAUUCUUUUUUUUAAGUUCUUCUGAUCGAUUGUUAAUAUUUUUACAUUUGAUUUUUUUACUAUUUGUAC
Molecule: messenger RNA, 3402 nt
Organism: Styela clava
Lineage: Eukaryota; Metazoa; Chordata; Ascidiacea; Stolidobranchia; Styelidae
Product: coiled-coil domain-containing protein 154-like
Source: RefSeq, a predicted model, not a curated record